AGGAGCCUUCAGAAGAGACCGAGCAGGCGCAGCGUGCGGAGCGCUGUUUCUUUUAUUUUGUCCUCGUCCUCGAGAAUAUCACCAAAAAAGGAGUUAAUUCGACUGGAUGUAUCAGUUAUGUCCGUGUUUUAGAACCAAAUGCGUCUUUUGUGCUAAGUUUGGGCAGAGGUUCUCAGCGUAGCCGCCUCAGAACUCCUCACGAUGUGACCUGAAGAUGUUGACGGAUGUGCCGAAUAAAAGUCUCUCGGGUUCGGAUAAGCGGUCUCUGUUCAGGACGAGCUGAAAGAAGAGUGGAAGUCAGAAAGCCGAAAAACAGGGGAACAAAUGGAGCGGCAUCCCAGCCUCGUUAGUAUUUGGCUGCAGCUGGAGCUUUGUGCGAUGGCUGUGCUCUUAACGAGAGGAGAAAUUAGGUGUUACUGUGAUGCCCCCCACUGUGUGGCUACUGGUUACAUGUGUAAGUCAGAGCUGAACGCCUGCUUCACACGCAUCCUAGACCCCCAAAGCUCCAAAUCCCCCCUCUCUCACGGCUGUUACGACCCUCUGCUGAACUCGGGGAGUGUGUGCCGUACCGAGUCGACCUACGACGGCCCUGCCACCCUGGAGUGCUGUCAUGAAGACAUGUGCAAUUACCGAGGCCUGCAGGAGCUCACCUACAGCAGAGGAGAAAGCCUGGACCGCAGGGGUCGUCCACAGGCCGAAAGUGGCCGUCACCUGGUGGCUCGGGUCCAGGAGAUUCCCUCAGCUAAGGAGGUGUGGUUCCGUGCGGCCGUCAUCGCCGUGCCUAUCGCGGGCGGUCUCAUUCUGGUCCUCCUGGUCAUGCUGGCCGUGCGGAUGCUGCGGAGUGAGAGCAGACGGCUAAGACAGCAGCGCAGCGAGAUGCUGUCCCGCCUGCACUACAGCCUGCACGGGCAGCAGCUGGCCAAAGGCCGUGGCACCGCCAAGCUGGACCUGGAGUGCAUGGUGCCGCUGGGAGGCCACGAGAACUGCUGCCUGACCUGCGACAAGAUCAGACAGUCUGACCUGAGCAGUCAGAGACUUCUGUCGCUCGUCCACUGGGGGAGGUACAGCGGCAGAGGCAAGCUGGAGUUUGUCUGACGUUUUGUUUUUUUUUCCUGUCUGGGACUCAUUUAGCUACGGCUAUUUUUACAUUUUUUGCCUUCUAAAGGACAGACUGCAGAAAAAAGGAGGAAACAAGACACUUGAAAGCCUUACCCAUCUGGUUGCUGCUGUAGAAGCACUUUACUUGAAUUAGAAGCUAGCAGAGGAGGACGUACUGGUACUCUCUAAUAACUGAAGGAUUCCAAAAAAGAAAAAAUAGAGAGACGUUUUGUACCAAUUUGCACUUUUGUAUAAAGAGACUGGUUGAAUUGCUUUAGUUUUUUGUCUAGACAAGCACAUUUCUGCAGACUGAACAAGAAGGACAUGACUCUUGGAAGAAAGGUGGACAUAACUGUUUGUAAUUUUUCAUCAUUUUCCGAUUGCUCAGAUCAGAUCAACUCCCUGUAAAGAUUUCCUCAUGUAAAUAUUACAUGUCUGAUAAGGAAA
Messenger RNA from Colossoma macropomum (tambaqui), 1545 nucleotides. RefSeq names its product BMP and activin membrane-bound inhibitor homolog (Xenopus laevis) b (gene bambib). Bases 325 to 1095 code for a protein of 256 amino acids. Gene Ontology annotation, molecular function: frizzled binding. Gene Ontology annotation, biological process: positive regulation of canonical Wnt signaling pathway; negative regulation of transforming growth factor beta receptor signaling pathway; transforming growth factor beta receptor signaling pathway. The record is from RefSeq and is a predicted model, not a curated record. NCBI's taxonomy places the organism in Eukaryota, Metazoa, Chordata, Actinopteri, Characiformes, Serrasalmidae. The transcript has 3 exons.